Messenger RNA from Raphanus sativus (radish), 994 nucleotides. RefSeq lists its product as uncharacterized. NCBI's taxonomy places the organism in Eukaryota, Viridiplantae, Streptophyta, Magnoliopsida, Brassicales, Brassicaceae. The transcript is spliced from 6 exons. The coding region runs from base 59 to 799 and encodes 246 amino acids. Gene Ontology annotation, molecular function: nucleic acid binding. The record is from RefSeq and is a predicted model, not a curated record.
CUCUAUAAAGACCAAAAAUCCCGCCUCUCGAAAAACAAAACCUAGCGCAGCAGUGGCCAUGGACGAAUCCGUGAUCAAAGGUGUAGAAGGUCUGGAAUUGAACGGUAGUGAUGCAGCGAUUCGAAAAAGCAGCAGAAUUAGCAGGAUGUCGGUUGAGGGAUACGACACCUCCUCUCCUAGGGAGGAUGUUGAAGAGGCCCUGAGAAAACACUUCGCAUCACGUGAAAUAAAGCUAAUACAUGCUUCUGCUCCCCAAGUUGACGACGAUCGUCUUACUAUUCUCUGCAGAUACGCGUUAAUCUAUCUAAACGAAGAAGAUGAAGAAAAGGCGUUGAAGUUUGAUGGAAGUGACAUGGGAGGACGUAUUUUACGAGUUGCGGUUUACCCCUUUGACAGCAAUCACCUUGAGCAUUUCUUUGCUCCUACCAAAGCACAAGACAAAUACCUAGAGCGCACGUUGUUUGUUACAGGAUUUGAUCCUUCCCUUACUAAGGAUGAUACCAGGGUGAUGGUACGUAGGCUUUUUGGAUCCAGUUGUGCUGUUUUGAGGAAAGGGCGUGUUUUGGUUAAUCUCCGUGGACAAGAUGCUAUUGACAAGGCUCUGCAACUUAGCGGAGAUUCUGUGGGAGGCUUUACUAUUGUAGUUAAUGAUAUCCGCCCAAUAAAAAAGCCGCGCCGCGAUGGCGUAUCUCGUGCAACUAUCUCGGCUAUGGUUGAGAGAUAUAACGCAGCUAAGGCUGAGAAAGAUAAAGCAAUCCCAUGUGAGGGAAAUCAGGAGACGAUCAUGACUACGGACUAGAAAUCUCUCUCUCUCUCUCAAAUGCUGUCUCGUGUUAUUUAUUAACUUGUCUUGCAAUGCCACCUCCUUCUUUUCUCUUUUCUGGAUGUUGAAUGUUAUGUUUUGUCUCGACUUUGAAUAUGUUUUUAUGCGUGUGUGUGUUCUGUUUAUUAUGAUAAAACUCUGUAAUAACACUGACAAACUUUCUUUGUCCAA